GGCCUUUAGAUGUCAUUGCUGUUGCGUUUUGUGGCUAUAUUGGCCACUUGUGGUAGUAAUAGCCUCGAAUACAUUGUAAACAAUUGAAUAACACAUGAUUUUUUUGUUUGUUUGAUGGUGGUGAAAAUACUGUUUUUUUUUAUUUGCCAUCUAUUUUGUCUCUUUUUGUCGAUUGUGGUAAUGUUUUUUGGUUAUUUAGGUUAUUAUUAUCAUUAUCAACAUUGAUUCAAUCAUUAAUUGUCGUAUGUUUUCCUUUCGAAUCGCCAUCGCCAUUCGAAAUGUGACAUUCUAAAUAGUGGUCAUGAUUGUUUUCAUAUAAAAUCGUUUUUUGGAUUGGUUGCUUUUACAAGAUUCUGGAUCACAUUGAUCAAUUGAAGUUAAAUCAAUUUGAAAAUUGAUCAACGAACAAGUGAAAAUAAAUAAAAAAAGUUUCGAGUCUUUUGGUUUUCAAACAUAAAAUAUGAAUAAAAAAUUGGGUACACCCAUCGGUAAAAUGGUCGUUGGUAUUCGACGUUCAAUCGGUAAUCAUCAUGAUUGUAGUGGUGAAAAACAACAACAAUCAAUGUAUUGUAAUAAAUGUUGGCAGCAUAAAUUAAGUAUUGAUUUGAAUCAUUCAAAAGCAUGGCAUCCUAAACAUUAUCAACAACAUCGAAAUCCUUUAUAUGAAACAAAAACUAUACGAAUUAUACGUGCUGAUCAUAUCGAAACAAAUGCCAAAUUGGUGAUCAAAAUGAUUGAUCUAGAUUCCUCAAGCAACGAUGAUAAUGAUGACCAACAACAAUCAUCAAUGAUUGAUGUACAUAUUACCGAGAUCAAUAUGAUGGCCAAAUUACGACAUCCAAAUGUGAUACAAAUGUUGACAUCAUUUGUCAAUGAUAACUAUCUAUGGCAGAUUAUGCCAAUGGCUGAAUAUGGAUCAGCCGAUCAAUGGUCACGACCAAACGGUUUACCCGAAUUAACUAUUGCGUUAAUAAUCAAAGAUGUUCUAAAUGGUUUAAACUAUCUACAUCGUAAAGGUAUUAUACAUCGAGCCGUAUGUGGUUCGCAUAUAUUAAUCAUGGCUGAUGGAACAUGUGUACUCACUGGCCUUAAAUAUUCUACCAAUGUCUUACAAAUGGGUAGAUGGCAAACAAAAAUUCAUCAAUAUCCACGACAAGCGACUGCCAAAUUAUUGAAUUUUCUUGCACCAGAAAUAUUGGAACAAAAUCUACUUGGUUAUAAUUCUAAAUCAGAUAUUUAUAGUCUAGGUAUUGUUUGCUGUGAAUUGGCCAAUGGUUGUAUACCAUUCGAAGAUAUUGUUCUUACCGAAAUGUUAUUAGAUAAAUUGACUGGCAAUUUUCCUCGGCCAUUAGAUUCGACUUGUGAUGAGAUUCGUAAUUUUCCCACCGACGAUCCAGAUCUUUCUAUCGAAGUUAAAGAGAAAUAUAAUCUAUACAAGAAUCGAACAUUUUCAUCAUAUUUCCAUAUGUUUACUAUAGAACAUUGUCUAAAUUUUGAUAGUAGUUUAAGGCCAACAGCCGUGGAUCUAUUGAAUCAUCAAUUUAUAAAACAAACGAAAAAAUGUCAUCAUCACCGUCAUCAUCAACAACAACAUCAUCAUCAUCAUCAUAAGGAGAAAAAUUCAUCAUCACCAUUGUUGAUUGAAAUGUUGAAAAAUUUGCCACAAAAUUCAACUAGUCGUGCCAAUAAUAAUGUGAUCAUCAAUAUGAAUAACAAUGACAAUAAUGGUGAUGGUCAGAAAAAAUCGAUCAUCAUCGAUGAUGAUAAUGUUGAACAAUGUUCAAAUGUAACCACCACCAAAAUCGAUGAAAAAUUCAAAACAAUGGCUUUAACGGCUGAUCAUGAGAAACAAGAUACAAUGACUAUCGAUUGGAUAUUUUGACAAACUAUCGAAAUGUGCUAUACACAUAUAUGCACAUGACAUUGAUUAAUAAUAUUGAUUAUUAGUUAUCGAAUUACAACAAUUACGAUUAAAAAAAAGUUAUGAAUUUUUA
Messenger RNA from Dermatophagoides farinae (American house dust mite), 1994 nucleotides. RefSeq names its product STE20-related kinase adapter protein alpha. Gene Ontology annotation, molecular function: protein serine/threonine kinase activator activity; protein kinase activity; ATP binding. Gene Ontology annotation, cellular component: serine/threonine protein kinase complex. NCBI's taxonomy places the organism in Eukaryota, Metazoa, Arthropoda, Arachnida, Sarcoptiformes, Pyroglyphidae. Gene Ontology annotation, biological process: protein export from nucleus; activation of protein kinase activity; protein phosphorylation. The record is from RefSeq and is a predicted model, not a curated record.